CGCCUGAAGGAAGUCACGGUACAUUACAUGCAAACAAUGUGUGCUUAUUAAUGUAGUUUAGUUACAAUUGAAACAUGCAUUCAGGGUUAAUCAAAAGGUCUCAUUGGCUUUUGCGGUGCUAAAUGCCAAGAGAACGCGCAAGCGUCAUGGCGUACGCCUCGUCUGCUAGACUUCAGACAUGCCGGAACAUUCGACGUGUUUGCGCUUUCAGAAAACAAUAGCGCGUAGACUUCCCGAGGAAGCCUCGCGCACUUCGUAAAGUCGACCGCGUAAAGCGCUUUAAUCUCGAGCCAUCCAUCGCGGCUCGCCGCGCAGCGUACUCACAGCGCCAUGAAGAGAGAUGUGUUGACGAUGCACGAACGGAGCGUGUUCCGUACGCCGCCGGACUUCACGGUGCUCGCCGAGAAGUACUUCGAUUUCUCGCAGCACGUCACCUACAACACCUUGGGCAAGGCGAAGCUCGACUUCAAGGAUUCCGACUCGCAGCGGGCGCUGUCCAAGACGCUGCUCAAGCACUUCUUCGAGCUGGACGUGCGGUUGCCGCAGGGUCGACUGGUGCCGGCUGUGCCGCAGCGUCUCAACUACCUGCUCUGGGUCCAAGAUCUGGUCGAGAAGGCCUUGGAAAGGAAGGAAAACGUCGUGGCGCUCGAUGUCGGAACGGGAGCAUCGUGCGUGUUGGCGCUGCUGGGCCACAAGCAGUGUGGAUGGGAUUUCGUGGGUACGGAGACGGAUUCCGCCGCCGCCACUUCGGCCGCAGAAAAUGUCACCCGCAACAGCCUCGAGGAGCACAUCAAAGUGUUGGAGGUUGACUCACUCGUUGAGGCCGUGGAAAAGACAGAGUCCCACAAGUUUGACGUGUGCGUCUGCAACCCGCCCUUUUUCACAUCGAACGAGGAAGCAGAUGCCAAAACGAAGGCCAAGGAGCAAGGGCGCACUUCUCCGCCUUCCGACAUGGGAGGCGUUGAGUCGGAAAAGGUAUGGGCUAAUUCGGGUGAGACAGGCUUUUUCAAGGACGUGCUCUUGCGGGACAGCCUCAUACUACGGGACAAGAUUGGCCUGUACACCUGUAUGCUGGGCAAGAACGGCAGCGUCAAGGAAGUACUCGGUGUGCUGCAAAACAAGGUCAAGUCCUUUCGAGUCGCAGAGUUUCACCAGGGAAAGACAACUCGCUAUGCCGUUGCAUGGACGUUUCUCAACGUCAAUCUACAAAAGCUUCCAUACUCCAAGGUGCGACAGCAGAAGCAGCAGACCAAGAUUGAGCUGGUACUUCCGCAAUCGCAAGUACCGCUCACUCUGCGGGUUCACUACGUCUGGCGGGAACUGAUCAAUGCCCUGAACUCUAUCGAGGUCCCCUACGAGAUCAUCAACGAGGGCCAGAACAUGUGCCACCUGUGGGUUAAGGCCAAGGAGAACACGUGGACGCAUCUAAGGCGGAGGCGCCGGGAGCUGGAGCGCCGACGCCGCGCGCAGGAGGAGGCCAAGAAAGCCGAAGAGGCCAAGAAGCCCAAGGACGGCUCUAUGGAUAUCCAGCAGGCACAGGACGCACCAAAGCAAGAGAAGCUAUCAAAGUUAGACGGGACCGCAGCUAAGCCGGCUGGAACUUCGGACGAACUUGGUAAAACAGAGGUUGCUGAACAAGAGCCUACCGAAUCUGCAAGCGAACUGGUCGAGGAAGAAAAUCCUGCAUUGGAGCUACGCGAGCUGCCGGCCGCCCUCUCUGAGAGCUCCACUAAUGGGCCCUCGUCAGAAGCUGAGCCAGGUGAAUCCAGCGACGUGCCAGCCGAGGAACAGGAGUUAGCGUCAGAGUCUUCCUCUGUUGCCUCAAAAGUGUGGGAUCCUUCUGCAGCGGCCGCACCCUCAAAUCACGCGCCAGGGCAGUCAGAUCUCGAACCACUGCCCGAGCAGUUUCCUAGUUGGUUGACCCCGAAAGAGGCCAUGGAAGGAGACCUUGCCUACGAUACUGGUGGCUGCGAAGGGGGCAGUGUGAAAAGGAAAAUGGGAGACGAGAAUGCCCCAGACGAGCCACCAAGCAAGGUUCAACGCCAGGGUCCCAGCGACAAAUCCUCUGAGGAAAGCAUGGAUGACAUGGCAGCCGACGAAGGUGUCAGAGGGUCCAAUCCUGAACCGGACGACGCCCCAUUGCUUCUGAGCACCGACAUAAGAGUGCGCCGCUUCUACGCCGACAUCGUCAUUCACAUGACCAUCCGCAGCGGCCAAUCAGACGUUGCGCACCAGUUGCUGCAGUACAUCAAGAACUGCCUUUGGGGAGUGUAACUUCCCCUGCCAACUUGUUUGACGCUGAAGUCCUCGAUGGCUGCAUUUGUCUUUUUUUUUAUUCACACUUUCGGAAACUGUUAUUUCGUGUGUCACUUCAUCUGGGUUGUGUGAAUGUGCUGGUGCGAAGAACUGCUGCGAGAGAGGGGUGUGUGCAUGGUGUGGUGUGAAUGUUUCAUUUGGUCGCAGUGCACAUUGAAUUAUAUCAAAUGAAAAAAAUUAUGUUUGCACGUUUUCAGGCAUACUUUUUUCCCUCAUUGCAAUAAAAUUCCGUACAUUCUAUAAAGCAUGCUUCUUCUUGUAUUGUGUCAUUAUGCGUUUUUAUUUUUUCUUGCUGCGAAUCAAAUUAGUCCCUAGUGAUUGUAAAAAAUUGCUCUUCUGUUGCAAACAGUUGGAUUUCUUGAGGCUUCUUUCUGUCUCAGUCACAAAAAAUAAACAUUCUGUGGUUCACAA
Rhipicephalus microplus (southern cattle tick) is the source of this 2727-nucleotide messenger RNA. RefSeq names its product RNA N(6)-adenosine-methyltransferase mettl16. The record is from RefSeq and is a predicted model, not a curated record. Lineage: Eukaryota; Metazoa; Arthropoda; Arachnida; Ixodida; Ixodidae. Gene Ontology annotation, biological process: rRNA base methylation. Gene Ontology annotation, cellular component: nucleus. Gene Ontology annotation, molecular function: nucleic acid binding; 23S rRNA (adenine(1618)-N(6))-methyltransferase activity.